AGGAUGCAGCCCAGAAACUGUCCCGCCUCAACGCAGAGUUGCAGCAGCACUUGACGAACGAAGAUUGGUCGAGUGCUUUGCACCUUUGGAGACAGCUCCAUGACGAGACGUGGCCGGACACCGCGAUGGCUGGGAAGCUGGCGAUGGCAUGUGCAAAGACAGGGCAGUGGCAGCAGCCAUCCAUCACUCGCACCUGUGCCGAGAGCAAGCAAUGGGAGCGUACCCUGGAGAUGUUGCAGAAGAUGAAUCAAAGGGCCCUGCAGGCAGAUCCCCAGACCUACCACGCCGUGGUUAUGGCCUGCGCGGGCGCGGGACGCUUUGAAGAGGCGGAGAAGGUGUUUCAAGACAUGAAACGUCAGGGCCUCGAGCCGAGAUGGGCUACAGGAAGCUCCGGCCCCGACGUUCAUUCGGUGAACUUCACCCUGGCGGCCUACGAGGAGUCGAGCAAAGCUGGAGAGUGGCAACGCGCUCUGCGAGUCUUUGACGAAAUGGAGGGAAAGAUCACUCCCAACGCUCAGACGUACCGCUUGCUGAUGUCCAUUUGCACUUCUGCGGGCCAGUGGCAGCAAGCCUUGCGCGUUUUGAGGAGGAGCCCUUCUGUGCCGGUUCCCCGCGAGUUGAAGCGGGAGCAGUUGAGGGCGCUGGAUGCAGGUCGGCAGCCGAAGGCAUUGGAAAUCUGGGAGGAGUUAUCUAGUUGCCAAGCGGAUCCCAUGGUGAGCAGUUGCGGCGCCAGCAGCCUGCAACGUGCCGGGCGCUGGCAAGAGGCGCUGCGAAUCUUGCAGCGACUGCAGAAACCUUGGGAUGCCACUGCCCUCAGCACUGCUGCCAGUUGCCAUGCGCAGAAGGAGGAAUGGUCCCAGACCCGGCAAGUCCUGCAAGAGAUGACUCGUCGCAAGCUAACUUUGGAUGACAGGGCGCUCCGAGCCGGGAUAGAGGCAUCAACAGCUACGCUGGAUUGGCAAGAGUCCUUGAAACUCUUGGAGCAGAUGGAGGACGAAGAUGCGGAAGCGAUGGGUCGUGUCAUGACAACUCUGUCAACCUGUCAGCAGUGGGCACAGGCCCUAGAUCUAUGCCGCAAAAAGCAGCAGCAGGGGGUGCUGAUCGAUGUGGCAACGAGUCGCACAGUGGCGCAGCUGCUUGGGGUGCAUGGCCAGUGGCAGCCGCUGCAGGAGAUCUUUGGGAAUCUGGAACGGCGCCAAGCACUGGGCGGCUGGUGGAAUGCCAAGGUCCUGGACGAGCAACGGCAGCAGAGGACUGAGGAGCUCAGUGCGGCCAUUUGCUCAGCGCGGUGGCAAGAUGCAUUGAGCCUAUGGCAAGAAAUGAAAUCCGAGAGGCUGGAGCCUCAGCCGCGGGUCUUUGCUCCCUUGCUGACAGCCAGUUGUGCAUCCUCCUGGCAAGAUGCCUUGCAGAUGCUGGAGGAGGUGAAGCAGCGAGGCCACGUGCCCAGCAACGAGGCCCUGAGUGGCGUGGUGAUCCGCUGCGCGGCGGCACGGCAGUGGCAGGAAGCCUUGCAGUUGCUGCGGCAGCUGCGGGGAAAGGGCUCGGCUGCGGCCUAUGCAGCGCUCAUCAACGCCCUGCCGAAGGAUCAACCGCAGCUGGUGGCGGAGGUCUUUGCAGAGAUGAAAUCCAGGCCCAGUUGGGCCAUGGCACGCCCAGAGUCUGGCACUGAAGCCGCAGAACAUGCCGCUUCCUGUGCUGGAUCCGCGGAAGUUGAACAGGUCGCAAGAAUGGAUCCAGAACGCCGAUGAGAUCAUUGGGGAUGUGACGGAUCGGCUUGGAUUCUCCAUUGGAUCAAGCACAGUGCGAUGGUCGACUGUCGAAGCUGACCGACUGAGCGACUGGCGAAGUGGUGAUGAGUUGGAAAGCUGACCUCUGGCAGAGUUGCUUUCAAACAGUUUUUUUUUUCCUAUGGCGCCGGGAUGGUGAUCUCGCACAACUUCUGUCAGGCUUGCAACCAGGAAGGCAAACUUCUCACAGGAAACCAACCCAGCUGCACUGAAGGCCCUGGUCUACAUGGGCUGUAGAAGAAGGGGACACGCAUGACUACUGACCUUUGCGGAGAAGCAGAUGUCAAGAUCAGAAGGGCCAGCACUGGUGAAGCUCAUUAAGAUUGGGACACUGAACCCUUGGCAACAUCCCAAGAUCUCCCGAUCUGAAUCCUUGGGGCCCAAAGACCGGCCUGUGUCAGCUCUGUCUCUGCGGAAGGAUGAUUGGAACAUGUGCGAUUUCAAGCACCAGCAGUAUGAGGGAGAUCAUCUUGGAAAACCUGAUAUAUAGAUUGCC
Cladocopium goreaui is the source of this 2283-nucleotide messenger RNA. The record is from the annotation of a GenBank genome assembly. Lineage: Eukaryota; Dinophyceae; Suessiales; Symbiodiniaceae.